CCUCCUCCCGGUGCCUUCCCGGCGGCCGCCGAGCCGCUGGCGGGGAGGCGGUGGCGGGCGGCUGAGUUGCGCGGGGCCCGGCGGCGCUGCCCAUGGGGGAGAGCGGGGUGCCCCCCCAGGUCCAGCUCUUCCUCCGCGCCUGCGAGCAGGGCGACUGCGAGACCGCCCGGCGCCUCUUGGGGCUGCCCGCCGGCGGCGGAGGCACCGCCGACCUGGCGGCCUCCUCCUCCUGCGGCCCCGAGGAGGCGGCGGCGGAGCCCCGCGGAGAAGCGGCGGCCCCGCCGACCCCUGCCGUGCCCGUGGACUGCACGGACGAGGCCGGGAACACAGGGCUGCAGUUCGCCGCGGCGGGCGGGCACGAGCAGCUGGUGCGGUUCCUGCUGCGGAAGGGCGCCUCGGUACAGAGCAGGAACCACUACGGAUGGAGCCCCCUCAUGCAAGCGGCCAGGUUUGGACAUCUAAGUGUGGCCCACAUCUUGCUGGAAAAUGGUGCUGAUCUCAAUGCACAGAAUAAGUUAGGAGCCAGUGUCCUCACAAUGGCCUCCAGAGGUGGCCACGUCAGCAUGGUGAAGUUGUUGCUGGAAUCCGGAGCUUUUGUAGACAAUUACGACCAUUUCGGCACAAAUGUACUUAACAGCAGCAGAGACGACCUUCCCGAUAUCACUCCAUUAAUGGCAGCUGCUCAGCAUGGACAUGAGGCAGUGGUACAUCUGUUACUAGACUGGGGAGCUGAUUGUAAUUACACUGUGAAGACAAUGGGCUGGAGUCCUUUAAUGCUGGCAGCUGUUAGUGGAAAGGUGAGCUUGGCACAGCAGCUCAUGGAGAAGGGUGCCAAUCCUGAUCACCUGAAUGUACUACAUAAAACACCUUUUGAAAUCUCUGUUGGCUUCAAACACAAAGACAUGAAGGACUACUUGGAAUCUCUCACAACGAUCAGACCUCAGGCAGAUACAGAAAAGAAGCAACCUGAUGUCUUUCAUGCUUUGAAACUGGGAAACUUCCAGCUGGUUAAAGAGAUUGUUGAUGAAGACCCAAGUCAGGUCAAUAUUACCAAUGUGGACGGUGCAUCUCCAUUAAUGAUUGCAGCUGUAACUGGACAACUACCCCUUGUUCAGCUCCUUGUUGAGAAAAAUGCUGAUGUUGAUAAACAGGAUAAUGUUCAUGGCUGGACAGCACUGAUGCAGGCCACAUACCAUGGAAACAAAAACGUUGUAAAGUAUUUGUUAAAUCAAGGAGCGGACGUCAAUCUUCGUGCAAAAAAUGGAUACACGGCUUUUGACCUCAUAAUGCUGCUGAAUGAUCCAGAUACAGAGCUUGUAAGACUACUGGCAUCAGCAUGCAUGCAAGUAGACAAAGACAAGAAUAAACUGAACAACAGAUCAUCUUUGCCUAGUUCCAGAAGUAGGCAAUCCUUAAAUGUCCCAAUGUUGCCAGAUGACAAAGGAGGUCUAAAGUCUUGGUGGAGCAGGAUGUCCAAUCGAUUCCGCAAGCUGAAGUUGACUCAGACAUUGCGCCAUGGAUUUCCUUCCAAUCCGUUUGUGCCUUUUCCGGAUGAGCCUGAACCAUCAUUAAAUUCCACUAUAAAAGCAGUUUCACAGAGUGAUACGGGUGCCUCUGGAAACCUUGAUGCUGCUACAGCUCGGGUCACAAAUAACAAAGCUAGUGGCGCAAACACUGCAAAAGGAGGAAAGGAUGAUGAAUUAUUGACAACCAUGUUGAGAAGUAGUGCCCCAUUUACCAGGCUGCCAAGCGAUAAGCUGAAGGCAGUGAUACCACCUUUCUUACCCCCCUCGAGCUUUGAGCUCUGGAAUUCUGACCGAACACGACUCAGCAAAGAUGGAAAAGCUGAACAGAUGAGGACUGCCUGGCCACAGAGAGCAAUCAAGCAUGAUUUUAACAGCAGCGGAAACUCUGAUAUAACAUCUGUUAGCAAAGGUACUAGACCAGUCAAAUUACCAACAUUUGCAAGAAGACCAGCAUCUCCUUCGAAUUCCAACAACUUCAGUCAUUCUCCUCAUUCUUCUGGUGGAUCCAAUAACAUUGCAGGAAUUAACAGGCAUGGAGGAGAACUGCAUAACAGAUCAGGUGGCAGUGCAGAUAAUGUUUUGUCUCAGAUUGCGGCCCAAAGAAGAAAAGCAGCAGGCUUUCCUGAACAGAGACCCAGCCAACAGCACAGUCCAGUCCAGUCAACUACUUCAUCCACUCUGUCUGAUUUGCAGUGUGCUCAGAUUGUUGGCAAUGGACAUGUAAAGCAAAAACUGGAGAUGAACAAAAGACCUCCAUCUGGGACUUCAUCUACAUCUAAAAGCACAUCACCAACUCUCACACCUUCCCCAUCACCUUCCCCAUCUCCUAAGGUUCAAAACGCAGAGUCUUCUCUCUCUUCUUCUCACAGACAGGCCAAAAGCAAUGGUUCCAGCAGUGGUACUAUUACAGAAGAUGGCAACCACUCGGUGGACCAUCAACAGCUUGUCUCUAUUCUGAGAACCAGUGAUGUAGAGAAUCAUGAAAGACGAAGCCAUGUGAGAGUAAAAGGAGGCUCUGAAAACUUGGAGAAAGAUGAGCUGACUGGCAUCCUUAAAAAAUUGUCUCUUGAGAAAUAUCAGCCUAUUUUUGAGGAACAAGAGGUGGAUAUGGAAGCUUUCCUUACACUUACUGACGGUGAUCUGAAAGAGCUUGGUAUUAAAACCGAUGGAUCAAGGCAGCAAAUUCUGGCAGCUAUUUCUGAACUGAAUGCAGGAAAGGGUCGAGAGAGACAGAUUUUACAAGAAACUAUACACAACUUCCACUCUUCCUUUGAGAGUAGUGUUAGUAACACACGACCACCAGGUCAUUCUCAAUCUUACUUCCCGUUCUCAGAGUAGUAGUCAGCAUGUGUGGGAACUUCUGGAUGUCUCUUGAUAACAUCCUAGACUUGAAGAGCCUCUUCUAUAGGUACCAUUAGGUGAGCAGAAGCUGCCAUUUGGGAUUUGAUAACAUGGUGUAAUGAACUGGAAUUACUCGAGAACCGAAGAAGCAUAGAGAUGUAACGUGUCUCCAAGCAACUUGCUGAGCCUAACCACUGAGCUUGAACGUGUCUUGAAGACAGCAAAGGACAGUAAUGGUGGCACAGAGUUGGGGAGAACAUCCUUUUGUAAGAAUGGAAGCAACAGUUGCUACUGCUAACCAUUUGACAGGAUGCUGAAAGGAGGCUGCCCUGAGAGAUCUAGCUUUUGGGGUUUUGUGUAUGAGAGCUCCAUGAUACAGAUUUGGCUGUGAAAUAGCAACAGAAGCACUAACAGAGAAGGAAGAGAGCAUGUAGAUAAAAGAAGUUUCUGCACCAGGUAAGCUGCUUUUUAUUGUAAAAAGUAGCAGUGGGACCCUUAUGCAGUCUCUGGAACUUGAAGAAAUUUCCAGGAAUGUGUAAUAUUUUAGAGCAUAAGAGCACCGGUACCAAGUCAGAUCCAAGGUACAUACAGUUGUGUUCAACUUUUUCAUCCGGUCUCAUCUGACACUAAUGUGAAGAGCUGCUUGCUUUCAUUUUCUGUGAACUUGACAUGUCCUGACUUCUUUUGCUUCAUCUUACUGGAUCAGAAGAGACAGUGGGCAAUUGUUUCCUCUUCACUGCCUCCAUGCCACUGAUGAUUUUACAAAUAACAGUGAUACUUUUCUUCAGUCAUGUUUUUUCUAGAUGGAAGACUCACAGGCUGCUUUGUCAUUCCCAAUACCAUAGUUUUUCUCACCUCUUUUUCUUUUCUACUAUAAUCUUUUCAGACUUGGGAGAUACCAGUCCAGCAUACAAUAUUCAAAAUGUAGGCAUAUUACAGAUUUACACGACACAGUGAUGUUUGUUUUUCAGUUGUAUUCUUUCAGUUUUCUUGCCCUUUCCUAGUUAUUUCUGAAUUGUUGUUAGUUGGAACUAUGUCUUGUAACCCUGGUGGUCUACAGAGUUUGAGCUCACAGCCUAUGAUUUUAUAUAACCAUGCAUACAUCUUUUUUUUCCAUUUGCCUUCAUAUUACUUCAUAUUUAUCUCCAUCAAAUUUUGUCUGCCAUCUUAUUGUUUGGGCACUGAUGUCACAUGAAGUCCUUUUGCCAGUCUUCUGUUUGUCUUUCUCUUUAUUUACAUGGAUAACUUAAGAAGGUUUGUCCCUUCACCCUGUAUGCCCUUUCGAAAUCAUAUAUUGAAUAUAUUGUUCAUAUCCUGAAUAUUCGUAUGUAGAUCCUUCUGAAAUGCUGGGGGUGAAUUUCUCUGCUAUGGAAAUAAUAAUUUUUUCCUCCAACCUUCUGUCCUCUGCCUCCCUAACAGAUUAUUUAUCCACACAAGAAAUUUUCUUUUUACCCUGUGGGUUAUUUAUUGUCUUAAGAGCUAACCUUGGAUCUUGUGAAAUGCCUUGUCAAAAUCCAGGCAUCAAACGGACCUCUUUUGUCUACAAGACUGUUGGCACCUUCAAGGAAUUCCAGUAGAUUGGUGAGGCAAGACUUCUCAAAUCCCUUUUUGAUUUUGCACAAAAUUUCAGAUCCUUUGUUACAGUUUUUGCUAAUCUGCCUGGUAUUACUGUCUAUUAAAACAAUUAGCUUCGUUUUAUCACAUCUCAGUUAUGUGGCAAUUUAAACAACAACCUGUGUUCUGUACACAGCAGUUUAGCUGCUUAAUCCUUUUGCUUCUUUAGGACAUCUGGCUUGGAAAAUUGCUUUUUACUUGCUCUGUGUAUUUGUUUCAUAUUCUGUUUUACUAGUACCUCAGGUUAAGAUAUCUUGGACUCCCACAUAAAGAAAGCUUCUGAAAUGGGAACCUUCCCAAGUUUUUCCAGGGUGAAUACCAUUUUUUUCCUGAUGUGAGCUUACUUCUCUAGCUCAUUACGGUCUCAUUGAUUGACAUCAUGUCAUUUGUAACUGGCUGCCUCUUGUGGUGUGUUUGAAAAGUAAUAUGUGACAUUUUUAUCAUUUUUGCAUGGUCCACAACCACUCAUUUCUCUACAGCUCUUUCUAGGAGCCUGUCUGGACACCGUUAGCAAGAAAGGUACAUCAUGAUUUGCCUUUCUAGAAAGCUAGGCGUAGCUCACAGGAUGAUGGAAACAUCCUGCUCUUCCAGCUAUGUUGGUACCACUGUUUUCCACACUAUCCUUGUGAUUUCCUCAAGAUUUUGAGUCAUUUUAAAAGCUUAGUACCUAAACCAGAGUGGCUCUCAGUGUAGCUCUGCUUUUAUGAAGUUUCCAGCCUGUAGGGCUGUAAAGAAGAAAAUGAAAUACAGUCCGAAUAUAUCCAUAAGAUUCAGAAAUGAAAAAGCAGGAGGGAAAGAAACUUAAUCCUUACCUUCCAGAAAUUGUGGGAGGUCUGUAGGCUGGUUACCAACACCAAGCCUGUAAAUGUCUACAGCUUCUUACACCCUUCCUCAUCCAUCCAUAGCUCCAGUGUCCCCUUAGCUUUAGUUCUGCCCAAAAUGCCACAAUCUGCACUGCUCAGGCUCAGUUCCUCCCCUGCUACCCCUGAGUCAGGAGCUGUUGCUGCUUGUCAAAUCUGGUAAGAGAUUGGAAGGCAGCAGAAAUAGAUACACAUCUGGAUGAGUCUUUGUAGAAUGGAAAGAAAAGCUGCAGUGAUUACCUACAUUCACCCUUCUAAGGAAUGCAGUAGAAAGAAAACAAGGAGAGGCAGAAUAAAUAAAAGUAAGACCAUCAGAAGUAGAGGAUUGAUGGUAUAACUAAUUUCACACAAUGGGCUUGUUUAGGAAGAUUGCUGCGGUCCGAAAAGGGGGGGGGGGGGAGACCGUGGCACAGCACGGGUCCGGGACACGAGGAUGGGAUGCAGGUAGAAUGCUUUAUUCAAGCGUGCAUCCAGUCUUUUAUCAGCUCGGGAGGGGAAAGGGCCAGAACAUAGGGCGGAGCAUGAGACAGGCAAGCGGGGGGACAAACCAGGGUAGGGACAUGGGCAAAAGAGGGAGGAACGUGGGAAGAACCGGGGAGGGAAGGGGUGAAUGGAGGCUGUCCCCUCUCUCUGCAGCUUCUCCAGCCAAUCGGCAGAGAAACAGAGGAGCAGGGAGGUGGACAGACCGGGACAUGCCCGGGAAAUAUAAAUUCUGGGGAAGCAUACAAUGCGUAUAUACAUAAUAACUGUAAUGUCUGUAUCAUAAAGUCCUUUCAAUCACUGUACAUCUUUUUCCACUUCUGAGAUUUUCCCCAUUCUGAUUCCUGGUCCUUCACAGAAGAUACCACAGUUUCCUACGGAUGUUUUUUUGGCAGUUCAAAAUCAGUUGCUGACUUCUUGUAGCUUCUGUUUGAGCAUCUCCUGCUGAGAUUGUUGCUUCUGAGCUCCCUGUGAUAUUUACUACAAGAACUCAUAGAAAAGUUGUUGAGUGUUUGGCAGGUGAGCUAUUUAAGUUAGAAUAAAGCUCACGGUUGGGAGAAAGUUUCUUUUGUGCAUUACUUAAUGUGUCAUCCCUGGGGCUGGAAGUGGGAUGAUUCUGUGUUGCAAAAAACAACAGGCUUCAAAAUACAAUUUGCUUUCUGUCAGAGGGAUACUGAGACUACUUCCUCCCCACCCCAUGCCAGGGAUACCAGGUUAGGCUAUGGAAACUCCACAUUCCAGUCCUUUCCUUAUUGGCAUAAGGCAGAUGGCUGCCCUGACUGCAGUGUAAAUAAUGCACUGGUUACUGGACCUGUAAGCCAUUAGGCUCAGAGACACCGUAGUAUUCUGAACAGGUGAACAGUACUUGCAAUAGGGAGUGUUGCCUCCAUCUCUUUUUUUUAAUGGAAAUGAAUCGGUCACCUUCAGAAAAUUCUGAUGAAAUUAGUUCAUUCCAAGAGUGCAUGUUACCACAAGUUUUGACCCUUCAUUGGUUUUCAAGGAAAAAAAUUAUGGCUUGGAAAAUUGCCAAUGCAUAGGAAUCACUCUGUCCUUGGUAAGACAAACUACUAGGAAGAUAGUGCUUCUUAAUAACCCAGUGAACUGUGUCCAGCAAACACAGAAUUAGCUUGUUGCUUCACCAUUUAGAGCAGAUGACCAGCCCAAGGCAAAAUGACUGCUCUGUGGAACAAAAUGGUCCUCCUUUGUGUGGACUCUCAGCUUCGAUGAAACAGUAAGUGGCAGCAUAAAGUCCAGAUUUCUGAGGAAAGAGAUUUGAGAAAUUAUAUCACCUCAGGAAAAGUUUCUGUUUGUAGCUUGAGGUGACCUUUUUGCUUACAUGAUUCUGGUAAAAAAAAAAAGAAAAAGGACUUUUUGAAUGCUUAAUUGCCAAGACUAAUUGUGUAGUUUAUUCUGGAUGUGUGUGUCAAGAUUCAUGCAGUCAUCAACUGGAUAAUUAAGAGGUUGAACAGAUCUGGCAGUGGUCUGCAGGUUAAUUGAAAGAAAUGGCACCAAAGGAGAGGGAGUUGCAUCUCAACACAAACUUGCCAAAUCAGAAAUGAAAAGGAAAAAAAAGUUCAUGUGGAUUCUAUGGGAAAGAAAAAAGGGAGCAAACCAACUGAAAUUAUUUCCUCCAGAAGAGUACAAAUAAAAUCCUAUAUGCUAGUUAUUAAUAGAUAUGUAAGGAAGUGUUACAUGUUAGAUCUGUGAGAAAAAAAUGGAAACAUUUCAUGGAAGUUCCCUUUCCCAAGUCUAUGGCUUGUAACAGAAUUUGCCAUUUCUGCAAAAAUGACAUGAAAAAGGCAAGAGAGCACCCAAAGUUUGUACUCUGAAGGACACAAACCUCAUUAGGAAAAAAAACCAUUAAGAUUGGUUGGAGGUAAAGCUAACUGCUGGUUAUUAGCUCAGUUUGCCUUCUAAUACCAAGUUAAUUGAAAUGUUUGAAAGAAAAUAAUGAGCCUUGUCACUUGGUACAAGUGUCCAGGUGGUCUCCCCAUCUAAACAUAAUACUUUCUAACAGGUGGCAAUGGAAGAGAACACACCAGCAUCUGCAGGGGCAGUGAAAAAAGGCAGGAUUUGGAUAAGCUGAAUAUUUUCCAGACAAAAGUUAAAUGAGGAGUAACUAUGCCUAUGAUUAUGAUAAAAAGAAUAUGAUGCCAUUCAGUCUAUAAUUUGUGGAAAUUCUGGUCUUCUGGUUUUUCUUUACAUAUUAUGGUAUGUUGCAUAUUGAUGGAUAGUUACACAUAUGUAUCUGUAGAUAGAGAGUUGUUUUUAUAUUUAUGUUCCACUUUUGGAUUCAGAGUCAAAAAAUAUCAAAUGGAAAUUAUCCAGAGGAAGAAGUUAGGGAUUGUAGAGUGAGAAGUAAAAAUAGGAGCAAAAUCAAUAUAGACUUGGAAAUAAAAAUCAUACAGGAUUCAGAUAGUCACUUGCUGGAAAAGUACAAAUUGAAAAAAGAGGGAUAAUGGAAAGAUUAGUAGAUGCCUUUUUCACACAUGAAUUUGACUUUUAAUACCUUCUCCAUACAGGAGAUAACUUAAGAUGAGUACAAAGAAUUACAGGGUCAAAUUGUUGGAUUCUGGUGUAACAAUUACGCUGGGAAAUGUGGGCCUGGUUCCAGUAGUUGUGGAAUUUCUCUCUUCUUUAAAGCGGUAAGUCUUGCUGGUGGAAAUUUUUCAAACUUUUUUUUUUUUCUCUUAUAGCACCUGGCUGCUCUUUAAAACCACAAGAAGCUGUUUCUCCUAAAAGGUAGCAACAAAAGAUUUUUUUCUUAUCUUGAAGUUUGGCAUCUGACUAAGUAAAUCCAAGCGUACAAAUGAAAAUUUGUAAAGUUAGUCCUAACUACACCUGUGUAGUACUUUCUGCAGUAAAAUACAAACCUCACGAAGAAUCAAAGAAAAUAAUAAAGAGGUUGCUUUUAUAGUUCGACCUAAGUGUUGAAUUGUUCAAGGCAUCAGUGGUCUGGAUUUGAGAAGAACCAAGUCAGAAGAGCAAGAAAAAUGAAUGAUGGUACAAGAAGAUGGAUGUUUUCAUUCUACUCAUACCCAUAAAUUAACAACCCAUAGGAGACCUACAUAACAAAAGCACAGAAGAAGGGAUGGAAAACACCACAAAUUAUGGCAGCUUCUACAUGAAGAAGUAUAUAAAUUGAAUAUGCCACUAUUGACUGGAUACAAAUAAAGGAGUCCAAAUUGAAAAUGUCAUGGUUUCAUGAGAAGGAAUAUAAAGGAAGAGGAAGAGUAAUGCUGCAUUCUUCUUUAACUGAAAUACACUUUAUCUAUUCAAUAUUAUGAGGUUAGAACAACAGUAAAAGUAAAUAUGAAAUACCUAUUUAUAAAAAUAGCACUUUAUUUGAGGAAAUGCAUAAUCUGUCACCAAUAUUUAAACAAAAAUAGUGUUAAAAUAUUUUAUGUUGCUGUUUGUUUUUUUUUUCUUGAGAAUAAAACCAUUCUACUGACA
Pseudopipra pipra is the source of this 9274-nucleotide messenger RNA. It is a transcript of the gene ANKS6, whose product is annotated as ankyrin repeat and sterile alpha motif domain containing 6. Bases 93 to 2864 code for a protein of 923 amino acids. Lineage: Eukaryota; Metazoa; Chordata; Aves; Passeriformes; Pipridae. The transcript has 17 exons. Gene Ontology annotation, biological process: innate immune response. Gene Ontology annotation, cellular component: nucleus; cytoplasm. The record is from RefSeq and is a predicted model, not a curated record. Gene Ontology annotation, molecular function: protein binding.